AAAUAAAAAGAGAACAAUUGCAAUUAGUAACAAGAGGCUAGAGCUGUCAAUGACGGAAGUCUUUAUACCCUUCAUGAACAUAUGAAAUUUGUGGUAUUUUAUUUUUGUAUUAAAUAUUAAUUCUGCUAACUGAAAAGUCGUUUAAAGUGGGGCUGUGUGAUAUAGUCCUCCGAUUAUGAUGUUUUUCGGGACAAUAUUUUUUUUUAAUUUUAUGCUUUUAGAUGAUUUUUUUUAGGCAAAACCUCAUAUCUGCGCAAUUCGUAUGUAUGGGACUAUAUGAUAUAAAUUUUCGAAAAAAUUUAUUUGUUGAUAUAAAUGUAUUUUAUACUCUUAGUUGUAAAACGUCAUAUCUGAACCAAGAGGUUGCAUUGGAGCUAUAUAAUCUAUUGAUUUGAUCCUCAAGUGAUCUUUAAAUUACAUGAAUACAUCCGCAUACUGAGUUUCUUUCAAAUGUCUCAAAACUUGGCAGAGUAGCACACGCCCUAACAGACGAAUGGAUAAACAGACAGACAGAUUUGCAUAAAUUUUGUUGGCUCUGCCUCUUCUGCUGCUGUUACUUACAAACUACGUGCAAAAGUUGAUGUAACAUUUCAUGUUCAUGAAGGGUAUAAUCAAAACGGAAUCAUUCAAAAGCAAAAAUUGACAAAAACUAUAAAAUUAUUAAUUAAAUUUGUUUUAAUUAAAUUUGGUACGCACUGUUCGUAUCAUAAGAAAUGAUCUUUCCAAAAUAAAUAUGUGAUCCACAUAUAUGUCAACAACAGUUCAACACAAUAUUAUCAAAAAAAAAGAUGUUUAACUAAAAAUAGUGCGAAUUUUGCUGAAAUUGAAAUCAGUUUUUAGACACUUCAAAUCUACAGGCGCUCUGAACUCGUGAGAUAAUAGCACUUAGAUAACUUCUUACUACUGAAAACUGAUCACUCAGAGGCCUGUCUAAAACUCUACAGAGUAUAUAGUCUUCUUAUCUACUUCACUAGAUAUUACGGUACUUACAUAACAACCUUAACGCAAAAUUUACUAUAAAAGCACCGUCAUUUACUGAGUUGUAUCAUAAGUGUUCUUAAACUUAAACGAUCAAUAUGAAAGUGUGCGCCUUCUUCCUACUCGCUUUGGCCUUGGCUACACCAGCCUUUGGUAAAACAUUUACACGCUGCACCUUGGCACAAGAGUUGCUCAGUUUGGGUGUACCGAAAGAUCAAUUGGCAAUCUGGACGUGUAUUGCUGAGCACGAGAGCUCUUAUCGUACCGGUGUUGUUGGUCCAACUAACAAAAAUGGUUCCAACGAUUAUGGUAUCUUCCAAAUUAACAACUACUAUUGGUGCCAGCCUUCUAGUGGUCGUUUCUCCUACAAUGAAUGCAAUUUAAGCUGCGAUGCUCUGUUGACCGAUGACAUCAGCAACUCUGUGACAUGCGCUCGCAAGAUUCAAAAACAGCAAGGUUGGACUGCCUGGUCUACAUGGAAGUAUUGCAACGGUACUUUGCCUAGCAUCGACUCUUGCUUCUAAGUUGUUUUCAAUCGAUGGCAAAUAAAAUUUAUAAAAAA
Ceratitis capitata (Mediterranean fruit fly) is the source of this 1540-nucleotide messenger RNA. Its product is annotated as lysozyme 1. NCBI's taxonomy places the organism in Eukaryota, Metazoa, Arthropoda, Insecta, Diptera, Tephritidae. The record is from RefSeq and is a predicted model, not a curated record. Gene Ontology annotation, molecular function: lysozyme activity. The transcript has a single exon. The coding region runs from base 1077 to 1502 and encodes 141 amino acids.